AUGUCUCGCUCUUUACAAAGUCUAUCUAGACCUGUAUUGAGACAAAAUACAGUGCUCACACAAAAAUGUCAUCCGGUCACAAGACACUUUCAAACGACAAGCAUCACCACAAUCACACAACAAAGUCAUCACUCGACCCAACCACAUCCGCCACCUCCGUACGCUCUAGCAUGGCAAGUACCGUCAAAUGAAGGUAAAGGAUCAAAUGCCGGCUUCUUUACACCUUCUCCAGCACCACAAAGAUCCAAUUCAUCUUCACCCCGGAACAAUGGCGAAAAGGAUCGAGAAGUGAGCGAACAUGAAUUUCAACUUAGGGUAGGAAGAGCGUAUGAUCUUUUACGUGCAACUAUUCCGGAUUUCAUGAGGAUAGGGUUGGUGGAUUAUGAUCAAUAUUCGUCGCACGACAAACAAUCUUCCUCAAAGAUGUCUUUGUUGGAUGCUUUGAUGUUUAGAAGUUUACGUGAAAGAGCGGCAGAAGAUGGUUUAUUAGGAGGACUAACAGGUGUAACAUCCGGUGGAGACAAAAAUUCACUCUCGGGCGAUCUGGCCGCUUCAGGAGAUCAACAGGUGUAUCACUCCAAUAUACACUUUCGAUUUUGUCCUGUUGGUUCAAGUGCGGAUGCCAAUUUGACAGACGAAGAAGCUGCUUCUCUUUCAUUCACAGGAAGAAGUUUGUAUUUCGCAAGUGCACAGGUUUUACGUCAUACGCUCAACGUCUUAUUCACAAACACACAAGUUUCAAUCGAAAGUAUUCGUCGUGAGAAGAAAGGAGCAAAUUCACGUAAAGAACAACAAAGUGCUUCAGAAGGUCUAUCAAGCAACCUUUCACGAGAAGAAACGAUCUACUUGCGUGUUCAGUUCCUUGGUCAUUUACGGGUAACAGGAGCAGAACAUAGAUAUACGCUCAUCUUUCGAUAUGAAUUUGAUCCGAAAACCGGUAGAAUUUUGAAUCAUACUGUCGAACGAAUCGAACCUGCAAUAGGAAGAAAACUUUGGUUUGGCCUUGCUUCUGUUUGGCAAAGGAUAACGGGUACACAACAACAACAACAUCAUCCUGUUCCGACUGCUAUUCAUGCUCAUUGUUCAUCACACGAUGGCAUGACGAGAAGCCGAAUUGAUCGUAUUCGCAACGGCAAGACUGCUUGA
Meira miltonrushii is the source of this 1146-nucleotide messenger RNA. RefSeq lists its product as uncharacterized. Bases 1 to 1146 code for a protein of 381 amino acids. NCBI's taxonomy places the organism in Eukaryota, Fungi, Basidiomycota, Exobasidiomycetes, Exobasidiales, Brachybasidiaceae. The transcript has a single exon. The record is from RefSeq and is a predicted model, not a curated record.